AUGCCUCCAGUCGUAUUCAUAUCAACUCCGGAAGAGCUCUCUGCCGUGCUAGCAACGCUCAACGAUCUACCAGUAUCUCCUCCAAGUCUGUACAUUGAUCUGGAAGGCGCGAAGCUCAGCAGAAAUGGUUCAAUCGCUCUACUGACCAUGUAUGUACUACCUAAGGAGACUGUGUAUCUCAUCGACAUCCAUACUCUAGGCGCUCGCGCAUUCUCAACACCUGCCAUCGCAGCAACAGCAAGCGUGACUGCGCCUCUUGAUACUACGCCCAGCACAACAAACCUCACUGAAGACGCCGGAAAGCCUUCCACAACCCUGAAGUCUAUCUUGGAAUCACCAGCAAUUCCCAAAGUCUUCUUCGAUGUACGCAACGACUCCGACGCGCUAUUCUCCCACUACGCCAUCUCCCUCUCCUGCAUCCACGACAUCCAACUCAUGGAGCUAGCAACCACUACACGCGGUUCCCGUGAACACCUCCUGGGCUUGGGCAAAGCCAUCGACUACAAUGCCUCACGCCUCAACAUAAGGCCGAUGCAGAGGCAAGUCUGCAGCGCCAUCAAAGAGGCUGGUGUCAGGCUCUUCGCUCCGGAACGAGGUGGCAGAUGUGGUGCAUAUGCCUGGGCUAUGGAGGCUGUAUGGUAG
Molecule: messenger RNA, 642 nt
Organism: Alternaria arbusti
Lineage: Eukaryota; Fungi; Ascomycota; Dothideomycetes; Pleosporales; Pleosporaceae
Exons: 2
Coding region: 1-642 (213 amino acids)
Biological process (GO): nucleobase-containing compound metabolic process
Molecular function (GO): 3'-5' exonuclease activity; nucleic acid binding
Source: RefSeq, a predicted model, not a curated record